This is a messenger RNA of Sesamum indicum (sesame), 1103 nucleotides long. RefSeq lists its product as uncharacterized. The record is from RefSeq and is a predicted model, not a curated record. Lineage: Eukaryota; Viridiplantae; Streptophyta; Magnoliopsida; Lamiales; Pedaliaceae.
UCUCUCUCAAGUGUUAACUGAAUCUGAUACUUGGACUCCCGGAGAUGACGACUAUUCUUGCCGGCCACCCUCCGACCCGGCUGUCCCCCGUCGGAGAGAGUUUCAGUACUCUUCACAGGUGGAUUGAUGGCAGAAUUCUCUGUUUUGGGUAUUCCAAUCAGGACUCUCACGUCCGUACCAUUGUCUCCGGCGGUCCUAAACGGCGCCGCAGUAGGAGUUCAUGGGCCCUUUUCUCUGGUAAGUUGGAGGAUGGGGUUGAAGGGGAUGAUGACACUGGGGACGAUGUCAAGCGGGAAGAUCCUCAAGAGAGCGGAGUUAGCCCUGUUAACAGUGACAUCCUUAGGGAAAAGCUAGAAAAAAUUGUUGGGGUGGAUGACUCAAGUUUCAGCGGGAUAGAUCUUGCAACUCUUAUACGGAAUAAAUAUGGGAGAUCGUAUGAUGUUCAGUUAAUCAAGAAGGAGUUCAUGGGCAGAAAUCUCCUUGCUUUGAAUGUCAUGUGGAAGUACAUGGAGCAGAGAUCAUUUCCACUGACUGAAGAAGAGUACAUUUUAAGGCUUGAUGAUGUGGCAAAUACUUUAAAAUGUUGGGGAGCUGUCUCACAUGUCCGAAGCAGUCUUGAGAAGUUGAAAGAACGGCCUCGAAUAGGAAAGGCUGUGAGCAUAUUUAUAGAUAUGGAUGAGUCCGGGGGCCGUGCAAAUGAGUGGAUAUACAAGUAAACCUUUUCAGGAAAACCACACAUCGGCUUAUUUUGCAGAUAGCGUGCAUGAAGGAUGUCGCCUAUUCUUUGAUAUACUAGCAAAGCUGGGAAGACUGAUCUUGGCUACUCGUAAGUAAGAGAAACACGGGGGACCUGCUGCUUUAUGUUCUUCAGUGGCUAUAUUGCAGUCGCACUACACAUGAGCUGGUCCUGUUGCAGUACACAACGAACAACUGCUUCUUGUAAAGUUUGAGUUGAAUAAUUUGUGAGUUUUUCAGCUUCUUUGCAUUUCUGAAAGAAGAAAUGUUGUUUCCUGAAUAAUAGUUGACACUAUAUAGUGUUACCCUGUUGAUUCUAAGAUGAACAUGGAACCACAACUUCAGGAAUGAAUCGUAUUGCAGUAAAA